Molecule: messenger RNA, 1038 nt
Organism: Zerene cesonia (dogface butterfly)
Lineage: Eukaryota; Metazoa; Arthropoda; Insecta; Lepidoptera; Pieridae
Product: UDP-glycosyltransferase UGT5-like
Exons: 4
Molecular function (GO): UDP-glycosyltransferase activity
Source: RefSeq, a predicted model, not a curated record
AUGCGUGCACUACUGUGUGUCACUUGUUUAGUGUUAACAACAAAUCUCUGCAGAUCGGCGAAAAUAUUGGGAGUAUUCCCUGCACCCAUCUACAGCCACCAGCAAGUGUUCCGACCUUUAAUUGAAGAAUUGGCCAGGCGGGGUCACGAAGUCACUGUCAUCACACCAUUCCCCACAGCGUCAGAAAGCGUCGGCAACAUAACUCAGAUAUCUAUUGAAGAUAGCAUUGAAGACAUAAGAUUUAAUGCACUUAAACAGGAAUUGAAAGAUGCAGAAGACAUAGUUACACAGCAGAAGGCAACUUUUAGAGUUGUACACGAAAUGUUCGAUAUAUUAUUGGGUAGGGAUUUAAAAGAAUUCCUGAGGAGCGGCCAAAAGUUCGAUUUGGUUUUAGUGGAAGCUUGCGUGCGAUUAAACCUUAUUUUCUCUCACAUAUUCAAGGCCCCGCUGAUCCAAAUAAGUUCCUUCGGCGCAGUGACGGAUACUUUCGAAAUGAUGGGAGCAAGAGCAUUCUACGAUAGCGAGAAGCCCGAAGAUGAUUUGAUUAAGAAACAUUUGGGCGCUGAUUUUCCCACUUUGAAGGAAUUGAAACAAAAUGUCGCAAUGGUUUUUCUUAAUGUGAAUCCGAUUUGGGAUUCCAAUAGGCCAGUACCUCCGAACGUAGUCUAUUUGGGAGGUCUACAUUUGAGGCAAGAAAAGCCCCUUCCGAAGGAUCUGAAAGCCAAGCUGGAUUCAGCAAGCAAUGGGGUGAUUUACAUGAGUUUUGGCAGCACGAUCAGCUCUUCAAUGUUCAACAUGGAGAAGCUAAAUAUAUUUCUACGAGUGGUGUCCAAACUGCCAUAUACGAUACUUUGGAAAUGGGACGCGGAUGUAGAAGACGUGCCUGAUAACGUUGUGGUGGGGAAAUGGUUCCCGCAGCGCGAUCUUCUUAAACACCCGUCCAUCAAGCUUUUCAUCACGCAAGGUGGGCUCCAGUCAACCGACGAAGCCAUCGACGCUGCGGUCCCACUUGUGGGCGUACCGAUACUCUGGGACCAG